GAACACUCCUGAACAGAAGGAGGGGGCUUGGGAGCGCCUACCACCAUUUGGGGGGCAUCUGGGCUGCUGGAUCCGCCGAGCCCCGCCCCCGCCGCACUUUGGCAUUCCGGGGAAAGGGGGAUGGGGCGUGACGGCCGACGACGGCCAACACAGCUCCCGCGCCUGCCGCCUCUACCGCCGCGACCACCGGCCCCUGGUUCGCAGGCCAGCAUGUGUCCAGGCUCCGAGCCCGCAAGGAGGCCCGAACCCAGCGCACGCACGCCGCCGCCGCCACAAAUUCCACGCUCCCCCGCGGCCGCGAGUGGUGCGCUCCGGUCCCGCCCCGAGGGGCGUGGCCUCGCGCCACGUGACGGGGAGUGACCUCGCCGCCCCGCGCCAUGGGGGCUUCGGACCCGGAAGUGGCGCCCUGGGCUCGCGGCGGCGCCGCGGGGAUGGCGGGAGCCGGAGCUGGCGCUGGAGCUCGUGGUGGAGCGGCGGCGGGGGUCGAAGCCCGGGCUCGCGACCCACCGCCCGCGCACCGUGCACACCCGCGCCACCCGCGGCCUGCGGCGCAGCCCUCUGCCCGCAGGAUGGACGGCGCGUCCGGGGGCCUGGGCUCCGGGGACAACGCCCCGACCACCGAGGCCCUUUUCGUGGCGCUGGGAGCGGGCGUGACGGCGCUCAGCCACCCGCUGCUCUACGUGAAGCUGCUGAUCCAGGUGGGUCAUGAGCCGAUGCCCCCCACCCUUGGGACCAACGUGCUGGGGAGGAAGGUCCUGUAUCUGCCGAGCUUCUUCACCUAUGCCAAGUAUAUCGUGCAAGUGGACGGGAAGAUAGGGCUGUUCCGAGGCCUCAGCCCUCGGCUCAUGUCCAACGCUCUCUCCACUGUGACUCGGGGCAGCAUGAAGAAGGUUUUCCCUCCGGAUGAGAUGGAGCAGGUUUCCAACAAGGAUGACAUGAAGACUUCUCUGAGAAAAGUGGUGAAGGAGACUUCAUACGAGAUGAUGAUGCAGUGUGUGUCCCGCAUGCUGGCUCACCCCCUGCACGUUAUCUCGAUGCGCUGCAUGGUCCAGUUUGUGGGACGAGAGGCCAAGUACAGUGGUGUCCUGAGCUCCAUUGGGAAGAUUUUCAAAGAGGAAGGGCUGCUGGGAUUCUUUGUCGGCUUAAUCCCUCACCUCCUGGGCGAUGUGGUUUUCUUGUGGGGCUGUAACCUGCUGGCCCACUUCAUCAAUGCCUACCUGGUGGAUGACAGCUUCAGCCAGGCCCUGGCCAUCCGGAGCUACACCAAGUUUGUGAUGGGGAUCGCCGUGAGCAUGCUGACUUACCCCUUCCUGCUGGUCGGCGAUCUCAUGGCAGUGAACAACUGCGGGCUGCAGGCCGGGCUCCCACCUUACUCCCCGGUGUUUAAGUCCUGGAUUCACUGCUGGAAGUACCUGAGUGUGCAGGGUCAGCUCUUCCGCGGCUCCAGCCUGCUUUUCCGCCGGGUGUCAUCAGGAUCAUGUUUUGCCCUGGAGUAGCCUGAAUCAACCAAGAAAACACCAUCCACCUGGCCGCCGCAACAAGGCCCGAGCAUCUUGGGAUGGCUCAAGACAGCUCCAGCCAGCAACGCCUGGGCGGAUCCUGCCCAGAGGACCUUCACUUUCCAUAUUUGCCAUGUGUCUGUCCAGAAGUAGGGUCUGGUGGGGGAGGGGAGCUUUGUCCAUUGGGCUGGGGCCCUUGUUGGGCCUAGGAAGGGGAAAUGGGGGUGGGAAUUAGAGCAGAAUCCCCUUCCUUCUCAGAGUGCUUGGUCUGCCUUGGCAAAGACCAGAAAAUGGCUUGUGGAAGCUUGGGGUGGGGGAAGAAAGACUGGCGGGGUCAUGUUCUACUCCCUCACUCCCCACCUCUGCAGACACCUCACCAUGGGCCCCUAUAUCAUCUGCGACUAAGCCGGGAGCAGUUCACAUCCCUGCUUUGUACAUAGGCCGCCGUCCUGUGUAGGCCUGUGCCCGGAGGCGGACGCAGGGUCCUGCCUUCAUGCUUCUCAACACUACCCUCCUGAUGGGCGGGCAACACCUGCUCGGAAUGGAAAAUCAUGUGAUUUGUCAGGCUGUGUCCCUCGUCUGCCACUCGUCUCCCAUGUGGUGCCUCAUGUAGGACCUGCUUACCUGUGAAGUUGUGAGCGGCCAGCAGUAAGCAGAUCAAUGUCUCUAGUCCUCCCAUUUUCAAAGUUCCUGGUAAGAAAUUGGCCCUGUUUCCCUUGAAUAAAUGUGUCAGUGAUUUGGA
This is a messenger RNA of Ochotona princeps (American pika), 2241 nucleotides long. It is a transcript of the gene MTCH1, whose product is annotated as mitochondrial carrier 1. NCBI's taxonomy places the organism in Eukaryota, Metazoa, Chordata, Mammalia, Lagomorpha, Ochotonidae. Gene Ontology annotation, biological process: positive regulation of apoptotic process. Gene Ontology annotation, cellular component: membrane; mitochondrion. The record is from RefSeq and is a predicted model, not a curated record. Bases 378 to 1496 code for a protein of 372 amino acids. The transcript is spliced from 12 exons.